AGCGCGCGGGAGCGCACGGCGGGGCGCGGCCAACGCUGGGACUCAGCGCAUCGCUGGACGCGGCCGGGCGCCCAUGGCGUUCGCGCUACUGCGCCCCGUCGGCGCGCACGUGUUGUACCCGGACGUGAGGCUGCUGAGCGAGGACGAGGAGAACCGCAGCGAGAGCGACGCCUCCGACCAGUCGUUCGGCUGCUGCGAGGGCCUGGAGGCGGCGCGGCGCGGCCCGGGCCCCGGGGGCGGGCGGCGGGCGAGCGGCGGCGCGGGCCCGGUGGUGGUGGUGCGACAGCGGCAGGCGGCCAACGCGCGGGAGCGGGACCGCACGCAGAGCGUGAACACGGCCUUCACGGCGCUGCGCACGCUCAUCCCCACCGAACCGGUGGACCGCAAGCUGUCCAAGAUCGAGACGCUGCGCCUGGCGUCCAGCUACAUCGCGCAUCUGGCCAACGUGCUGCUGCUGGGCGACGCGGCCGACGACGGGCAGCCGUGCUUCCGUGCGGCUGGCAGUGCCAAGAGCGCGGUCCCCGCCGCCCCCGACGGCGGCCGCCAGCCACGCUCCAUCUGCACCUUCUGCCUCAGCAACCAGCGCAAGGGGGGUAGCCGUCGUGACCUGGGGGGCAGCUGCUUGAAGGUGAGGGGGGUGGCCCCGCUUCGAGUGCCACGGAGAUGAGCCUGGACCCCUGAGUCAUUUGCUGCAAGCAGGACCCUGAGAAGGAGGCGAGAGGCCAGCCACUGGGAGAACAGGGGAGAAGACCCCAGGAGCCAAACCCAGGUCUCUUCUUCGUGUAGGGACCGGAGGACAAUGGCCUGGGCCCCUGACCCACUGAGCAGGACCCCUGGGACAUCUCCAUCCCAUCCUGGAGAGCUAUGAGGACCCACCCAGCCGGCCCCAGCCCUGGCUGGUCAGAGACAAGGCAGAACUUUUGGAAAAACAAAGACUCUUGGUGACAAAGGUUGUGUGCACAUCUGUACGUGAGUGUGGAUGUGGGUGUGUGUGUGUGAGACAGAGAAUUGAUGGGUUUAAAAUAAAAGGUAUUUUUAAGUAAAACAUGUUGCCAGCUGAAGAAGGAAGGAGCCUGGGGACAUCAGCGGUCAGAGGUGGCCCCUCUGCUGGACCCUGGAAGAGACACAGGUGUCACAGAUGCUCCUGUGCCGUGGAGGGGGUGGGGCUGGGGGAAGACAGGGGACCCCCCUCUCAAGAAGUCAAGAUAACCAAACUUUCCUCACCAUCUUGAGCAACUGUUGGGUGUCUGGUGUGGUUGGUUAAAAAAAAAAAAAUCUUAAUUUUAUUUAUUUUUGAAUAAGGAAUAUAUUCAUCCACAUGGUUCAGAAUUCAAAAGGUACAAGAGGGUGUGUGGUAAAAAGUCUUUCUCCCUCCUGUCGUCCAGCCACAGUUCUCCCGCUGCAUGCAGGCUCGGCCACUGAUUUUUUGUGACAUCCCUAUCCCCCGUGAAAAACCGAGCAAAUACAAAAAUAUCCAUAUGUGUUUCCUUCCACUCUUUACACACACCGUAGCACAUUGUACCUGCGUUCUCUGCUCCUGGCAUUUUUCCCCCUUUAAUCUAGCUUGGCUGUCAUCCCAAGUCAGUACAUAAAGGUAAAGGGUAUCUUCA
Messenger RNA from Phacochoerus africanus (Common warthog), 1610 nucleotides. It is a transcript of the gene TCF15, whose product is annotated as transcription factor 15. The transcript has 2 exons. The coding region runs from base 74 to 667 and encodes 197 amino acids. Gene Ontology annotation, biological process: developmental process; regulation of transcription by RNA polymerase II. The record is from RefSeq and is a predicted model, not a curated record. Gene Ontology annotation, molecular function: DNA-binding transcription factor activity, RNA polymerase II-specific; protein dimerization activity; RNA polymerase II transcription regulatory region sequence-specific DNA binding. Lineage: Eukaryota; Metazoa; Chordata; Mammalia; Artiodactyla; Suidae.